This is a messenger RNA of Annulohypoxylon truncatum, 2287 nucleotides long. RefSeq lists its product as uncharacterized. Bases 557 to 2167 code for a protein of 536 amino acids. The transcript has 3 exons. The record is from RefSeq and is a predicted model, not a curated record. Lineage: Eukaryota; Fungi; Ascomycota; Sordariomycetes; Xylariales; Hypoxylaceae.
CCAUCGUCUACCUCAUCUACUUCAGCAACGCUUAUUAGCCCUGCUCCGUGUCAAAUUAAAUAUGCCGUACCUUUCCCGACACAACCAUUAGUUAUCAUGAUCUAACUACUAGGUUAAGUACUAGUAAGAUAUUUAUUCGGAUCCAGGCACGAUCCUUAGGAGUCUUGAUACUCUUUUACUUCAUCUCAGCUAGUCUAUCAAACUGUAUCGGAGUGAUACCCGGCAUUCGUUAUUUUAGCCAUAUAUGGUCUAGCCACAAUCAUGGCCUGUCAAAGUUCAGCUCAAGGCUUAGAAGCUGCUUCUUCCCGUCUUUUUCUUAUUGGUUCGCCCAUCUGAUAUAUUAUUGCCUUUGCCCCCUCUAACACUCAAACUCACAAAUUGACUACUGUCACUAACAAGCUCUUAUCAUUCCUCCUCUAUGUAUUACUAUAAGCCAACCUAAGAGUUAGGUAGAUUCUCAUUGUAUUGGCCAAGGGCUGCCACCUAACGGCAUCAACGGUUUCAUCCUAACAAACGGAACUCGUCGACCCAAUUUUAUAUCCCUCUCAGCUUUUUCAUGUUGCCCGUCAUGACCCUAGCAGGGGUUCUCUGUAGUACUUAUUCAGCCUGUUCAACUUCUACUAAGUCUAAGGAAAGGAAUUGCCAUUAUAACGAGCUACUGGCUACUGAAGUAGCCAAGCGCCGCUCUGCGCAGGCGUCGCUAUUCGAUAAACUUAGUACGGAGCUGCUAGUUCUUAUCUUUAAACAGUUGCGAGAUGUUGACAGUCGGGCAUUAGCUGGUGCUCGUCAAUUAUCCAGGCGGUUUGAAGCCAUCGUUACACCCAUUCGUUUUGAAUCUAUCCGCCUUAAUGAAUGUAUUAUAUCACUUGAGACUGAGAAAUGUUUUCCCCGGGUAAUUCAAAGUCUAUGUUGGUUCACCAGGCAUGUCGAAGUGAGAAGCGACCUAGAUCCAUCAGCUACUAGGGGGUUAUUGGACAGAUUACAGCGGCUUUCGUCGUUAAGAUGGCGCUACGUGGGAAAACAUCGUUCCGGCUAUUUUUCGACACCUUCUAGUAUCUUAAGUCCAAAUCACGUCAAUAGUAUCAGCAUAAAAUUAUAUAUCGAAGAUCUACCACUACAUGUCUUUGAUAGUGAGUCGCAUGAUAUGGACUUGCAAGCAAUACCUACAAGUAACCUUGUUUCUCUGGAGAUGGUUACUCCUAUACUGUCGCUUAUGACUCGCCUCGAGUCGUUGAAACGACUGCUUAUUGAAGCUUGCUCGAUCGAAACUUUCCUUCACAAUGACCGUGGCCAGGGGACACAAUUCUCAUUUGAGGAAAACGAGCGACUCCCAGCAUUCCAGGAGUUAUCACUUCGCUCAUAUGACUGGAAUCACAGCAUUAAUGAGGUUAGAAAGCAUUGGGACUUCUCACGGUUGCGGCGAUUAACCCUCAUUGAUGUACCUUUAUUCCCAUUUCUUGAUUCUAUACCCUUUUCACAACUUCAUCAACUUCACACACUACAUUGCGAAGACUUUAGCACACAUCUGCCAGACCGCCGCCCGGACGCGACCAGGAAGUUAUACAAGCUCAUCCUACAAAUACGAUCGCUUCAUACACUGAAAGUAACCUGUCACACAAAUCUGUUCCCUAUCUCCGGACUUCUCAGUCACGCCGACUCGCUACGCAUCCUAAGUUUCCGCGACUACGUGGGCUUCGGCGACGAAAGGCAGCGGUGUCCCACAAUGAGGAUUGAUGAUCUCUCUCUUCUUUCCCGUAGGCUCACCCACCUUCAUACGAUCGAGCUAGACAUGGACGUGGCACUGUGCGAGCCAGCCAUGUUCCUCCGCGCACUCUGCGACUUUCCUCGGCUGGAUACCCUCGUCCUUCACACCCAGACAACCCUCCAAGCUUACGAAGGGCCGCAGUGGAACGAGGAUCCCGACUACGAUGCUGUUAUGAAAAUAUUAUCUGCCCUAAUGAGCGGGAGGCGGGGAAAGUCGUGGCGGAGUAUCACGGUCAACGUGGGUGGAUGGAAGCCCGUUAUGGUUCGCCGGAUUAGCGAGGCGUGGCGGCAGCAGAAUAGGCGUGGGUUCUUUGCCGAGAGGUGCUUCGUCUUGGAGAGGGAUGCGGAUACUGGCGAGGUGGUGGUUCGAGAGAAUGUGGGCGUGGAUAAUAACUCCGUUUGAAGAUAAUUAUAUGAACAGCUAAGUAUCUAGCAGGACUACAGACGAAUAUGAAGUUAGUUAGAUAGUAGCUACCUAGGCUAUACCGGGCAGUUCAAAUACACUCUGAUUUGAUUGCCUCAA